GGGGGGUUUAGCGCCGGGUCAUGUUUGUGUUGGAGGUUGUCAAGUAGAGGAGGAUCCCAGACGCCGACGCCGCGCAGGGGUCGCCGUGUUUCCCGGCUGCUGUUGCCGCGACUGCUGCUGCUCCUUCACGCCAGCACCGCCGCCAUCAGCAAGAGCAGCAGCUCCGGCUGUCUACUGAGCAGAAUAUGUGGAUUAACUGACCCCACUGGCAUGUUUAUGGAGCUGCUUUUGGUCUGUUCUCCAUUUCUGGAAAGUUGCUCAUGACUGGAUGAGAAUGCCUCGAACAAAACAGAUAAAUCCGAGAAAUCUGAGAGAUAAAAUUGAAGAAGCACAAAAAGAACUUAAUGAAACUGAGGACCCACAGAAAGAAGUCUCCGAGGCUGUUACCAGAGGAAGCACAGACACUGUUAAAGGCGUGAAGCGUAAAAAGAUUGUAACUGAGAAUCAUCUGACAAAAAUACCAAAAUCGCCUUUGAGAACUCCAGUACGGGCAAAACCUAAAGAAAAAGCUGAAGCCCCUUCAUCUUCUAAUGUUCUUCCCGAUACUUCAGAGCUCAUAAAAGAAGAGCAGACUUUGGCUGCAGAAAAUGGGAAACAAAGCAAACAAAAUGAGAGGACACUUAGCAGUGAGGUAGCAAUUAAAGCAUCCCAGUCUGAGACUUCAGUGCACCCUAGGUUGUCUCCAUUACCUCAACCCUCGAACUUGAAUAAAUGGACAGUAAAAGCCCAACUAAAUGUACCAGUGAAGAAGGGUCUCCCUAGCUCUUCGUCAAGUACAGCCAAGGUUGACAAUAAUGAAUGUAUUAAUUUUGGUGAUUGUAGUAAAUCCUCCUCAUGUACAAAUACUGCAUUCGAUGUCUUACUGAAAGCGAUGGAGCCUGAGCUGAACACCUUAGCACAAGAGUGCCCUUCUAGUGGGAUGCAAAUAGAAAAACCAAGACCAAAUAAAACUGCAAGCGCCUCUUCUUGUCUGACAUCCAAUACACGGAGUGUCCAAAGUCAUACUGCUUUGCUGCAGCAAGAAUUUGUAGCUGGAUCUCAAUUUUAUCCUUGCACUUCACAGACUCUGCAUGUAGCAACAUCAGGGAAGAGUGAACAAGCACAGAUGCACUCAGUUGCUCACUCACAAGAACAGGUUCUUGCUAAAGCUGGGCAACAAAACCAACAGAUGACUGUUUGCCCCAGCUUCACUAGUUCACUCGUACAUCAACAGAGUCCGGAAAAUCUCAAGCGCCAGCAUAUAUACAGCAUAGCAGUAACCUCUUCUAUAAUCAACCCUCCAUCUUCUUCUAUUGUUACUCAGGUUUUUUCUCAAAACCAGCUAGUAGCAAAAUCUCCUUCUCCCUUGUCGAUUCAUUCAUCUAGCUCCACUACACAAUUACCUGUAGCACCUUUGUACAAUUCGACCCAUAUAGCUUCAGUUGUCAGCCAUGAACAAAUAUGUAAUCUUCUGAAAGACCAGAAGCCUAAAAAACAGGGGAAAUAUGUCUGUGAAUAUUGCAACAGGGCUUGUGCCAAGCCUAGUGUUCUCCUAAAGCACAUUCGCUCUCACACUGGAGAACGACCAUAUCCCUGUGAGACUUGUGGGUUUUCAUUUAAGACCAAAAGCAAUCUGUACAAGCACAAAAAGUCCCAUGCCCAUGCUAUCAAACUUGGACUUGUCCUCCAGCCAGAUUCAAGUGGUUUGUGUUCCUCUCAUAAUUCGGACAAAGCACUUAGCAUCCAUUCUGAUGUAGAAGAAAGUGGUGACAGCGAUGAUGAAGGCACAGCUGAUGAAACACAAGAUGACCAAGGAUCAUUGGAGCUGGACCAUGCACAUAUAGUGAACUCUGACUCUAAUUCUGAAUCAUUGCACAAAGGUAGCCCCAUCUCACUAAGCAAUCCAGAAUAUAUGUUGGGUGACUCCUCAUUGCAGGACACCACACAAACAAGGACAGCUUUGCCUAAAGUUAUCAUUCACUCUGUCAAUGUUUCUCCUCAAAGGUCCGAUAGCCCCAAAGUAGCAGACCCCACCUCUAUACUUUCUAAAACACAACAAGGGGACUUGAAAGUCAUAAAUGUGAAACCAAAUUUAACACACACUGACUUGGUAAAGGAGCCUGAUACCAAACAACAGCAGAAAAUAGAAAUGAGCAUUUCUGAGGAACAGCUUGGGGCCCCUGUAGGGACAGUAGUACAUGCACAGCUACAAAGACAGCAGGCAACGGAUGGAUCACAGGAUCAACAAGGAAAGUGUCUCUUGAGUCCUAGAAGUUUGGGUAGCACUGAUUCGGGAUACUUUUCACGUUCAGAAAGUGCAGAUCAGACAAUGAGUCCUCCAACUCCAUUUAUGAAGGGAUUGCCUUCUUCUGAAAAAGAGAUAAGUAAAAGUUAUAUGCCACGAAUGAGCACCACUGUGGCAUCUGCUGUGCAAACUGUUUGUGCUGACAAAAAUUUGCUUUCAUCUGGCCAAAUGAGACCACCUUUGGCCACCAAAACACUUGAGGAACACAUUUCAAAGUUAAUAUCUGAUAAUGAAGCUGUAGUGGAUGACAAACAGUUGGAUAGUGUGAAGCCACGGAGAACAUCCCUUUCAAGAAGAGGCAGUAUUGACUCGCCAAAAUCCUACAUUUUUAAAGACUCAUUCCAGUUUGACUUAAAACCAAUGGGUAGAAGAACUAGCUCAAGCUCCGAUAUACCAAAGUCUCCUUUUACACCAACUGAAAAGUCAAAGCCAGUUUUUCUUCUCUCCGUACCUACCCUGGACUGCUUACCUAUAACCAGAAGUAAUUCUAUGCCUACUACCAGUUACUCUGCUGUACCUACAAAUGUAAUACCUCCCCCUCACCCCCUACGUGGAAGUCAGUCUUUUGAUGAUAAAAUCGGUUCCUUGAAUGAUGAUGUCUUUGUGCCAGGACCUGCCACUCCACAACUCCAAGGUGGACAUACUCGCACUCUUGUUAGACAAACAGCAAUAGAAGAUUCUUCAGCCAGUGAAGGGCACAGUUUUGGACCAGCACGAUCUGUUGAUGAAAGCUAUGGGUGCAGUACAUCUAAUGAAUUUUCAAUGGCAAGGAGCAAGUCAUUUGUACAAGGAUCAAAUUCAGAUAAAAUUAAAAAGUCACAUCAAGGCCGAGGGACAAUGUUUGAGUGUGAGACGUGCAGAAACAGAUAUAGAAAACUGGAAAACUUUGAAAAUCAUAAAAAGUUUUAUUGUUCAGAAUUGCAUGGACCAAAAACCAAGGCAGCUAUAAGAGACUCUGAACAUAAGACAAUCUCUAACAGUGCACAACCCCAAAUCCUUCACUAUCGAGUUGCCACUUCAACUGGUGUCUGGGAGCAGACAUCUCAGAUACGAAAGAGGAGGAAGAUGAAAAGUGUCGGUGACGAUGAUGACGAACCACAGACAAAUGACACUAGUAGUUUUUCAAAGAGCAUAGCAGGUCCAGAGUGUCAGAGUAAGUCAGGAAAUACAGUCAGCGUCUCUAAGCAUACUGCCACUAUAGUCGGUCCACGUAGCAUUUCACUUCCGAAAUUGGCACAAAAUGAGCUGGAGAUUCGUGGCACAGAACAGACCAUGGAGCCAAAGGUCUUGCUGCAUGGGGAGAAGCAGACUGUUCUAGCUGUGCAAGAAAAACCUGAACCAAAAAGACAAGGGGCUGGGAUUUCAGUAAUACAGCAUACUAACUCCUUGAGCAGACCUAGUUCAUUUGAAAAAUCAGACUCUUUUGAAAGAGUGUCUCCAGUUUCUUUUCAGGAUACCAAUAAGACUAUAAAGCUCCAUUCCUUGAAUACUAUUAUAGUUCAAGAGAAGAGUUCUGUCCCAUGUUCCUCCCACAGACCUCAAGUAGGAGAAGCAUCAAGAGUUCAACUUCAUGAACAUCAGGUUACCUUUAACGAAAAGAAUGUGCCAGUACAACCACUAAGACUUGUUCGCCAACAUAACAUUCAGGUUCCUGAAAUACUGGUCACUGAAGAACCGGAUAGAGACCAGGAAAGCCAAUACAGUGAUCAAGAGAAGACAGAAAAAUUUAAUUGGCCCCAGCGCAGUGAAACCCUAUCAAAACUACCCACAGAAAAACUUCCUCCCAAGAAGAAAAGAAUCCGUUUAGCUGAAAUGGAGCACUCAUCUGCAGAGUCGAGCUUUGACUCCACACUUUCUAGAAGUCUGAGUCGGGAGAGUAGCUUGUCACGUGCAUCUAGUUUCUCAGCUUCUUUUGAUAAAGAUGAUGUCUCUAAGAAUGAAAGUACUUCAAAGAUGGAAUCAGUUAAACCACUGGAAUUCCUUAAAAUUCCUGCUAAUUCAAAUACACUCAGUGUGCCUGGCCCUCAUUACAAAGAAAUGCGGCGUGCUGCUUCUGAACAAAUUAACUGCACCCAGCCAUCCAUGGAAAUUGUAGAUUACAGAAGCAAAUCAUUUGACUGUGGAAGUAUGAAUCAAUCCAAACCUGCCUCACUUGUAGAAAUAUCUACUUCUAAAGUAUCCUCUAGUAGCAGUGUUAUUGGACAUAUACCACUAUUAGAGAGGAGGAGGGGACCCCUUGUAAGACAAAUAUCUUUAAAUAUUGCUCCUCCAGAAAAGAAUCCGCCCGAAAUCUUGUCAAGUACUUCCUUCCAAACAGCUCUUGCAACUGAUAUUUCAACAGCAUCCUUUCAGAGAUUACAGAGCCCUGGGAAACCACCUGAAGAAUUUCCCUCAAGUUCUCAGAACGCCCAGACUUAUGCCAAACCUUUGCAGGAGUCUCAGUCAAUUAAAAGCAACAACUCUUUUUACCUGCCUUCUUCCAGUGACCAGUCUUUAGGCCCUAGUUUGCAUCAUCAUGGCCAACAACCUUCACUUAAUCAGUAUUCUCAAGCACCCCUUAAAGGACCAGCACUUGGAACUCAGAAAACUAUGAGCAUGGUUGCUGGUCACCAUAGUAUGCAAGAGGACUGUUUUGCUCCCAAAUAUCAACUUCAGGUUAAAGCAUUACACAUAGGUCAGCAAUACCCUGUAGGUCUUCCAGGCACAACUGGCAUGGAGCAAAUUGCGACUUCACUAAAUGGCAAAAUACCCAAUCCAUAUGUGGCACCUCCCUUGCAACAGACUUUUUCUGAUAAUUGCAGUGGUCAAAUGCAUCGGGCUGUACCCUUUGUUGUCCCUGUUCGCAUUCAUAGUAAUAUUCCAUCAUAUGGCUUGGCUACUGUUGCACCCCUUCCUCAAAUUUUAGUGACCCGAGAUCAGGUAAACCAGUCUCUUUGUAAAACCAAUACUGCAUCAGUGCCAAGAGUCAGAGAUCAUAUUCAGCUGCCAAACUCCCACAAAGAUAAUCUGAAGUGUUUGCCUAGUUCACAGCCAGCACCUAUGUUUGAAAACUUAAUUUAUGAGACGGGAAGCAAAAAUUCAGCUUCACUGGGGUCCUUGAAUAAGAUUCAGAAAGUGCCAGUUGGUGGACUUUUCCCUCAACAGGAAGCCACAGCCUCAAGUAAACGCAUGCUCUCCCCAGCCAAUAGUUUAGACAUUGCCAUGGAAAAACAUCAGAAGCGUGUUAAAGAUGAAAGUGGAGCUGCUUGCACAACAGGUGCUAUUUCACUGCAUCCAUUGAACAUAAAAGCUAGUGAACCUAAUAAGCAAAAGAAACCACUCUUAGUGCGACAGAUUUGUGCUGUUGAGACCCUUGACAGUUCCUCAUCUAAUCAAGAUGUGUUACCUCAUGGCAAAAGUAGUGGAGUCAGCAAUUCAUCAGAUGUGCUGCUGCCCGGUUCAUCUGAAUGUGCUCAACCUGGGGCUUCUUCAUUUGUUAAGGAAUCUUUAGAAAGCCCACCCACCUCUGAAACUGUACAGUUUGCAGUUAGAGAGCCACUUGAACUUGUUCCACUGAGCACUCAGACUUCACUCCUAAAGAUUCUCGAUAACAGUCAAGAAAGGAAGUCUCCAGGAGUUAAUGAGAGUAGGCAACCGAGUAUUCAGAGCCAAGCAACCUCUGGAACCACAUCUGUUGUAAAUGUAGGUGACAUACAGCGACUAUCUUUUCCAAGCCUAAAGACAAUGACAAACUUUACAUGGUGUUACCUGCUAAAAAGAAAGCCUGUACAUCUAUUACAAAAUGACCAAAAGACAUCAGCUUAUUCUUCUUGGUCUGUCAGUCCCAACAAUCCCAAUCCACUUGGUUUGCCAACAAAGAUUGCUCUUUCUCUUCUGAAUUCAAAACUCAAAGCUGGAAAAUCAUCUUAUACUCAAGCAAUAAGUACUAGCUUUAGAUCUGAUAUACUGGUCUACUCAAGCAAGUGGAAGAACAACCUACUUAAGAGGGCAUUAGUUAAGCAAAAGGCAGCAAGGGAAUUCAGCAAUAAAGAAAACUCUGAAAUAAGCACUGAUCAAGAUGAGAACUCCUUAUCCAAAAGUGAGCCAAGAAGAAUUAAAAUAUUUGAUGGAGGGUACAAGUCAAAUGAAGAAUAUGUCUAUGUUCGUGGGAGAGGAAGGGGAAAAUAUAUAUGUGAAGAGUGCGGAAUACGCUGUAAAAAGCCCAGUAUGUUAAAAAAACACAUUCGCACGCAUACAGAUGUCCGUCCUUAUCAUUGCAACUAUUGCAAUUUUUCCUUCAAGACUAAAGGAAACUUAACAAAACAUAUGAAGUCCAAAGCGCAUAGCAAGAAGUGUAUGGAUCUGGGAGUCUCAGUGGGACUAAUAGAUGACCAGGAUAUAGAAGAAUAUGGUGAAAAGCAGCGGCUGGGUUAUGAUCGGUCUGGAUUUGAUGCAGAAGAUUCAGAUGGGCAAGAUGAAGAUGAUAAUGACAAUGAAGAUGAUGAUGAAGACAGCCAAGCUGAAUCGGUUUUAUCUGCCACUCCCUCCGUGUCAGCCAGCCCACAGCAUCAUCCAUCGAGAAACAUUUAUCAGGAGGUCUCAAGUGCUGAUGAAGAAACGAGAAUUGUGGACUGUUUCACUGGGGUUCAUACAGACUCUAUGGAUGGCCUACCAAAAGCACUUCUCACAAAGAUGACAGUACUUAGUACAUUGCAGUCAGACUGCAGGAGCUCCACUUCACCAGUAGCAGCUGUACCCAGAGAAACAAAUGAAGGAAACGUGAAAGACAGAGCAACAAGCACAGAGCCUAGCAUCUCUUCUGAGACUGUUCCCAGGUCUCCAUGCUAUCAGAUGUAUGUGGACUACCCAGAUACAGAAGAAACGUUAGGAAGUUCUGCUGCUGCUAUUACUACAGCAGCUUCCAAGUAUAUGACUUCUACAAGACCUCCCUCUCCACCCAUGGACCGGAGUACACAAACGAUGGUUGCUCCUUCAGUGGCCUCCUCUUACCCAGAGAUCCAAGAGCAGAAGCAUCAAGAACAUCAGCAACAAACUAUGAAACUGGCACCUCCCCAGACCCACCUGUUUAGCCACCUCCCUUUGCACUCGCAAAAACAAGCCAAGACCCCUUAUGGGAUGAUUCCAGUGGGGGGAAUCCAUGUGGUUCCUGCUGGCUUGGCCACAUACUCAACCUUUGUACCCAUUCAGGCUGGACCGGUACAACUCACAAUUCCCACUGUUAGUGUGAUUCACAGAACUACAAGUGCUCUUGGUGAUCCAGCUUGUGCAGUCUCUGGUACUGUAAACCAUCUCGGUGUUGCUGAAGUGAACAGUGUUGUGCCCUGUAUCCCAAUAGGCCAGAUUAAUGUGCCAGGCAUCCAGAGCUUGAGUGGACAAACCCUGCAGCCUCUUCCAUCCCUCAGCAUGGAGACGGUGAACAUCUUAGGCCUGACAAACACCAACAUAGCUCCGCAAAUACACCCUUCGGGAUUAACUCUGAAUACCGUAGGACUACAAGUUUUGACUGCAAACCCUUCUCCUCAGACCAACACCAGCCCUCAGACACACAUUCCAGGUCUGCAAAUCUUGAACAUAGCAUUGCCGACGUUAAUUCCUUCAGUCAGCCCUGUGACUGCAGAUGGGCAGGGCCAUCCAGAAGCACCAGCUUCCAGCAACAAAGCCUGCAAAACUCACCAGGAACAGGGUUCUGUGAGUUUUGCUGACGAUGAUCCUGGUCAGAUCACCAGUGCUGUAUCUCCUCAGGUGGCAUCUGCCGACCAGCGGUACAAUGUUGAACAUCUGUCGGACCCUGCUCCUUCAAGUGAGUACCAACAGUGUAGUAGCCCAGAUCAACUGGACACUGAAAAGCCUGACUCAGAGAGUCAUAUGAAACCAAAGUGCAAUAUCCAUUUUGUUCAGGUUGAACAGGCUUCUGCAUCAGAGCCUCCCAUGAAGGUGAAUUCUGACUUUUUAUCCAGUUCCCCCAGCCAUCGAACUGUCUCUCCAGAUAGACAGGUACCUAGGCGAAAAGGCUUGCCUGAGAGGCAAAAUACUGUGGAGUUCAGUGAUGGCAGCAGUGAUGAUGAGGACAGACUUGUAAUAGCCACCUAGCGUUUGGGGUUUUUUAUGUUGGGGUGGGGGUGUGCGUGUGCGCGCGUGUGUGUGUGGUUUUGUUUUGUUUUUUAAGUAACACUUACCAGGUUUCUUUGCAAACCUCUCUCUUACUUAAAGCACAUUUUUCUGACACAAAACUCAUUACUAAUCUUCGUGCAAUCAUGAACUCUUGACCAAUAAUUGUUGUUCCUUGUCAGCUCCGGCCAUUUUUUGUACAUGUUGUAUAGACAAUUGUGCCUUUUUUGGAGUUUUAUGUUUAGAAAACUGUACAGAUUGUCAAAAUUAUAUAUAUAUAUUAUAUGUAUAUUAAAACCAAGUAGUUGUGUUUCGUAAGUAAAAAAAAUCUUAUGUCAGAUUAAAUAAAUGAUUAAAUUAUAUGUUGCACUGUUAAAUGUAAAUUUUUAUGGCUGUGAGGCAGAGUUUGUGUGUACAGACUGAGUAUGUAAACUUCAUAUUUAUUGUAUCCAUAUUAGUCUUGGGAGGUGGGAGGGAGGGUCUGUCCAUCUUUCUUGUGUAUGACAUUAGCUUUACACUUAACAGAAUCCCAUAUCUGUGUGUUUGAAUUAUUUCAGUAAAACUUUUGUUUACUGACUUUACCAUUGCUCAGGUUGUGCCUUCUUGAUGUAACGUGAGCCAACAAGAGAAAGCAAUUUUGUUUUAGUAAAAUUUCCCCUCAACCCUCUCUCUCUCCCCACUCCAUCCCCAUCAGCUUCUUAGGAAACUUCAGAAGGAUGAAUUAUCGACUGUUGUGGUUUUGAAAAAGCUUCAGUAAUUGGAUCUUUUUUUCCUUCCCUCCACAAGGAACAAGCUAUCCCUUUCUUGUAAGGGACAUUAAUCUCUUAAUUUUCUUAUAAGAGGUAUCUGUUGAUCUUUUUAUUUUAAAUAAAAUUAACACUCUUUAUUUAUCAGUG
Messenger RNA from Hemicordylus capensis (graceful crag lizard), 9288 nucleotides. RefSeq names its product HIVEP zinc finger 1 (gene HIVEP1). The coding region runs from base 269 to 8374 and encodes 2701 amino acids. Gene Ontology annotation, cellular component: nucleus. Lineage: Eukaryota; Metazoa; Chordata; Lepidosauria; Squamata; Cordylidae. Gene Ontology annotation, biological process: regulation of transcription by RNA polymerase II. The record is from RefSeq and is a predicted model, not a curated record. The transcript is spliced from 9 exons. Gene Ontology annotation, molecular function: RNA polymerase II cis-regulatory region sequence-specific DNA binding; DNA-binding transcription factor activity, RNA polymerase II-specific; zinc ion binding.